Molecule: messenger RNA, 996 nt
Organism: Chrysemys picta bellii (western painted turtle)
Lineage: Eukaryota; Metazoa; Chordata; Testudines; Emydidae
Source: RefSeq, a predicted model, not a curated record
GCCUCUCGGCAGCGCAGGCGGCAGCGGGGGCGGCGCAUGGAGCCGGCGGGCGGGCAGUAGCGGGGCGGAGGCGGCCAUGGGGGUGGCUGGCGGGGUGUGAGGAGGAGCCGGGGGAGCCCCAGCCGGAGGCCCGGCGGGAACAGCCCCGUCCCGCGGGCAGGUGAGAUUUGAGGGAUGCUCAAAUGGGUCAGGGCAGCAUGAAAGAGGCUUGCAACUACUGCUACCCAGCUAUAUCUGUUCUGGGAAUAAAUAUAGGACUUCAGUCUCUAGUGCUAAUGGAGCCAUCGUCUUUCUCAAAUACUGAAUGAAUUUACUUCUUCCUCCUCUAAAAAGGUUAAAGGAUAAUGGCAGGAAAAGUGAAAUGGGUAACUGACAUAGAAAAGUCCGUGCUAAUAAAUAACUUUGAAAAGAGAGGAUGGAUUCAGGUGGCAGAAAAUGAAGACUGGAAUUUUUACUGGAUGAGCGUACAAACCAUCCGCAAUGUUUUCAGUGUGGAAACUGGUUACCGGCUUUCUGAUGACCAAAUCGUCAACCAUUUCCCGAACCACUAUGAGCUGACACGGAAGGACUUGAUGGUGAAAAAUAUCAAGAGAUAUAGGAAAGAACUAGAAAAAGAAGGGAGUCCUCUUGCAGAGAAAGAUGAGAAUGGAAAAUAUAUUUAUUUAGAUUUUGUGCCUGUCACCUUUAUGCUCCCUGCUGAUUACAACCUGUUUGUUGAAGAAUUCAGAAAAAAUCCUUCCAGCACCUGGAUUAUGAAACCUUGCGGGAAAGCCCAGGGCAAGGGGAUAUUUCUUAUCAAUAAACUCUCUCAAAUUAAAAAGUGGUCUCGAGACAGUAAAACAUCUUCGUUUGUUUCUCAAUCUUCUAAAGAAGCCUAUGUAAUUUCUCUCUAUAUCAACAAUCCAUUACUGAUUGGUGGGAAGAAAUUUGACCUGCGCUUGUAUGUUUUAGUGUCUACGUAUCGUCCGCUGCGGUGUUACAUGUAAGAUCAAACUA